This is a messenger RNA of Rana temporaria (common frog), 8128 nucleotides long. RefSeq names its product NEDD4 E3 ubiquitin protein ligase (gene NEDD4). NCBI's taxonomy places the organism in Eukaryota, Metazoa, Chordata, Amphibia, Anura, Ranidae. The record is from RefSeq and is a predicted model, not a curated record. Gene Ontology annotation, molecular function: protein binding; sodium channel inhibitor activity; ubiquitin protein ligase activity. The transcript has 25 exons. Gene Ontology annotation, biological process: receptor catabolic process; neuromuscular junction development; receptor internalization. Bases 1405 to 5367 code for a protein of 1320 amino acids.
GUAGCUGCUGACUUAAAAAAAAAAAAUUGCGGGUGGAACCCCGCUUUAAAUGGCCCCUAUUACUGCUUCUUUGAAACUCACCACCAAAGAGUCACUGGGGUUUGUUUACUAAAGCUGGAGAAGGAAAAUUCAGGCUCACUUCUGCUUAGAAGCCAAUCGGCUUCUAACCCUAUAUAACCUACCAGCAAUAUCUGGAAGCUGAUUGGUUUCUAUGCAGAAGUGAGCCUGAUUUUGCACUCACAAAACGCCACAGUUAUUAGAGACCAGAGUUGAGACAUGCGAGUCUUUGUUAAUUGACCUUUAAUUAAUAAAUACUUUUAAAAAUGAUAAAAAAAAAAAAACGUGUGUGAUAAAUAUAACAUGCAUGCGGUAUAUUCAUCGGAUCCAUGCAGUAUCACCCUUAGUAAACUGAAAAAUGUAUUUUAGAGCAUAAAAAAGAAUAAAACAAUUAACACAUUAGGGAGAACAUUAUGCUUGUUAUAUGGUGUUGUUAUAUGGUGUUGUAAUAAAUAUUAGGCAAGAUUACUACAAACCAACUAAAAUAAUUUGAAUGUUAACGUAAGGAAUGAUAUAUUUCUGAAUUAAGAAUUCUUUACUAUUUGUGCUUCACACUUGUAAAAUGUAAAUGACUGCUUUCCAGGAGUACAUUCAACUCUGCUGCGAAUAUUGCAUUGUAAUUAAACAUGCACAUUGUAUUAAACUUAAACAGCAGGCAUGAUUUUUAGCCUUUAUGCUGGAAUCUGAAAUUCAAAUGAAUACCAGUGGUUUCUUGCAUAGCAGAAUCUUCAAUAGUUUCCUAUUAUGGAUAGUUUUUGGUAAUUUAAUCCCAACUUUGAUACUCAAUUAUGUGGAACUCCUUUCCCUGCAACUUCCUGUAACACUAUAUGUAUGGGUAAAAAUAUUAGAGGCUGUGCACUGCACUGGGAAGUUCAGACACAUCAAUUCAGCUAGGACAUGUGUUCAGCCUGGGAGACUCGAGCAAGAAGGAACAGUUAGGUUUGAAGUACAGGAAUGGUGUUGUUUUUGGGAAGGACUCAUUCAUGCAUAUUGGAGAAGGUAUAAUUAAAUCAAUCUUGGCAGCGUUUCAGCCAGUUGCAACAGCAGAGCUGAGCUUAAAGGUCGUUAGAAAUCAAGUGCUUGGUAAGUGAAUGCAGUUGGAGUACAAGCAAUCCAAGACGAUUUGGAAACCCUGGAGUCAGGAAUGGUUUGUUUGUUUCAUGACGUGCUUUGCUUUACCCCGUGGCUCAUCAUUUUCCUGCGUUUGACUGGGACACAUGAGGCAGUUUUCUGCGCUUCCCUGUCGUGUAUUGCAAACAUUCUACAUGUUUUUCUGCUGUUUUUUGUGUGCUGCUGCAGAAAAGAAGAAUUGCACCUCUGAAUUAAUAAUAUGUUCAGAAAGAACAAAUGGCACGUCGGUUAAGACUUCACUUUGCCACCCGAAGAAGCAACACCGAUCCUCUGCCAGAAAGCUCAGAAAAUGGCCUGGACAGCAAUAUUCACAUGUGCUUUAGAAGAUUUUCUCACUCGUCCGCACCAAGUGUGAUCCAGAUGAGACUUUCUCCACGACAAACGAUACAACUGUCAUCUUCACCAGAAAUCGUUCAGUCACAUCAAGGUAAUUCUGUUUCACCACCUAGCAAGAAGAGCACAUCGCUGCAGAUAUCUUUACAGCCCAGCAGAAAUAGUAGAUGUCAUCAAUCUGACAACACAGACCUUUCUACGGAAGACAUUUCUUUCGUCAGUGCUUCCCAGGAUGGGAUUAAUUGUAGUUAUAAUGCGAGCAAGAAUUAUAGCUGUCACCCAGUCGUAAGUGACAGCAGUUUGCCAAACAGCACCUCCACUGAGAACUGCAGUUUGUGUAGCCAUGCAACCAGUGACAAUGGAUCAUUUAGUAGCAAUAGUAGUGAUUAUGGAUCGUGCACAAGUACUGCAAGUGACACUGGUUCAUGCACCAACAGUGUUCUAAGUGACACUAGUAGCUGCACACAUUCUUUAAGUGAUGCCAGUUAUGUUAGUAAUAUGCUUGGUAGCAAUGCAUCCUGUAUGAAUGCAGAAACAAUUCCUACCAAAAGCAAUAGGGUUCGACAGGUAUUAGCUAGAUGCAAAAGUACAUUUCCAUUUGAUCAGGAUGAGUUGGUCAAGGAGGUGAACAUGGCAAACCUUCCAUCAAGAAGGAAAACCAAACUUCCUCUGAGGCGCUGUUCUUCAUUGGUCAUCUUUCCUCGCAGCCCUUCUGAGACGCCACCGACCUCUCCGACUAGUCCGUGCCCUCCAUCCAAUAGAGGCCCUUAUCAAACAUCAUAUCAGUUAAUGCUUUGUUCUAAUGAGCUUCCGCAAAAUGAGGAACAGGCAUCAUCUAAGGGUUCUCUUUUAACAGCAGUUAAUGGAGUUCGACUUUCCAAAAAUACUUGCACUAUUGGUGAAGUUAGAGAUGUUAAACCACUUUACUUGAAUGACUCAUUACAAGAGAAUCCCUGUCCAUCCGAUGAUCUUCAAAGAACUGACACUUCAGAGGACGGAUUGUCUUUUAUUUCAGUACAUGUUUCUCACCAGAAACAGUCAGCCGCUAAUGAAUCUCUCAGCGACCAUACCAUACCGAACAUCCAUGAGGAGGCGGUCCGGCCCAGCAGAAGAGCCCAUUCACAACGCCAUAUACGCCUGUUGCGCAGUAGUUCUGCUUGUUCUCCUUCAAGUAAAGUAACAGAACGUCAAAUUAAAAUGCAUGGAGACCGGAGACACAAAAGUAUACCCAGCAAUAAAUCGAAUCACAUUUUCCAAAGAAGUAUAUCUGAAGGGCCGCCUCCUAAAUAUUCUUCUUCUAGUCUUAAGUAUAAUUGUCCAAAAUUGGGUUCAUCCCAUUUGCACAUUCAGUUUGCACCUGGAAGUGAAAGUAGGAUAAGUAGCUUUAAAAGACAGUUUAUUAAAAACCCUUCCACAAAUGUGCCUGGUAAGCCAUCUGUGAAAUGCCACAAGACCAGAGAUGACUUUCUUGGUCAAGUGGAUAUUCCUCUUUACCAGUUGCCGACAGAAAAUCCCCGGUUGGAGCGACCAUAUACAUUUAAAGAUUUUAUUCUUCAUCCCCGAAGUCAUAAAUCUAAAGUCAAGGGAAAUCUUAGGUUAAAAAUGAGUUACUUACCGAAAAGCAGUGGAUCAGAAGAAGAAAAUGCGGAGCAAGGUGAAGAGAUUGAGCCCGGCUGGAUUAUCUUGGACCAACCAGAUGUUCUUUGCCAACCACAACAGCAGGAUUCUCCACUACCUCUAGGCUGGGAAGAGAGACAAGAUAUCCUUGGUAGAACGUAUUAUAUCAGCCAUCAAUUUAAAAGGACACAGUGGCAAAGGCCUACUAUUCAGGAUGGCACUGCUGGUCCAGAAAGUGGCAGUGUGCAGUUGGAAGCACAACGUGUAUUUAAAACUAGAAGGCAAAUCUCUGAGGAAACAGAAGGUCCAGAAGUGAGAGAUUCUCCAGAGAGUUGGGAAAUUAUAACCGAGGAUGAUUCCACUGUAUACAGCAACCACAGUACUCAACCACACUCAUUAUCUAGCAGUGACAUCCAAAUACAAGUUGCUGAUGAGCUCAAUGCAAGGCUUCACAUAUCUGGGAAUACUGCCAGUGGCAGGCACAGCUCAAGCAUUGUGAAUUCCAGCAGAAGAGGGAGCUUGCAAUCAUAUACACAGGAAGAACUACCUACGUUACCAGUUUUAUUGCCUACCUCUUCUGGAUUACCCCCUGGUUGGGAGGAAAAACAAGAUGACAAAGGAAGAUCGUAUUUCAUAGAUCACAACACAAGAACAACUACGUGGGAGAGGCCCACAGUACAGGCACCAGUGGAAAUGGCACAGCCACCAUCAGUACAGAGCAUCCCCACCAGUCAUCAGCUUCAUAUACCAGCAAACGAAUCUUCAAAACUGUCGGUGGACCGGGAUCUGGGCUUCCUCCCCAAAGGCUGGGAAGUGCGGCAUGCACCGAAUGGAAGGCCUUUCUUCAUAAAUCAUGUCACCAAAACUACUACAUGGGAAGAUCCAAGGUUGAGAAAUCCAGUUCAGCUAAGGCCAAAGCCACCCAUCGAUCUCUUAGACCUGGGACCACUAUCACCUGGCUGGGAAGAGCGAACACAUUCAGAUGGCAGAGUCUUUUAUAUUGACCACAACACAAAGAAAACACAGUGGGAAGAUCCACGAUUACAGACUGCAGCAAUAGCUGGGCCAGCUGUGCCUUAUUCACGGGAUUACAAAAGAAAAUAUGAGUAUUUCCGGAAAAAGUUAAAGAAGCAGCUUGAUAUUCCUAAUAGGUUUGAAAUGAAGUUGCGUCGUACAGCCAUUUUUGAAGACUCCUACAGAAAGAUAAUAGCGGUGAAAAGACCUGAGUUCCUUAAAGCACGACUCUGGAUUGAAUUUGACAAUGAGAAAGGCUUGGAUUAUGGAGGAGUUGCCAGAGAAUGGUUCUUCCUUAUUUCCAAAGAAAUGUUCAAUCCUUAUUAUGGCCUCUUUGAGUAUUCAGCAACUGAUAAUUAUACAUUGCAGAUAAAUCCAAACUCUGGCCUGUGCAAUGAAGACCAUCUUUCCUAUUUCAAAUUUAUUGGUCGUGUGGCUGGGAUGGCAGUCUAUCAUGGAAAGCUGCUAGAUGGAUUCUUCAUCCGACCAUUUUAUAAAAUGAUGCUUCAGAAGGCAAUAACACUGACUGACAUGGAAUCUGUGGACAGUGAGUAUUACAAUUCUCUCCAGUGGAUACUAGAAAAUGACCCCACUGAAUUAGACCUACGGUUCACUGUAGAUGAGGAACUUUUUGGACAGACUCGUCAACAUGAUCUUAAGCCUAGUGGAUCCGAGAUUGUAGUCAACAACAAAAACAAGAGAGAAUAUAUACAUCUGGUCAUCCAGUGGAGAUUCGUGAACAGGGUGCAGAAGCAGAUGACUUCCUUUAAAGAGGGCUUUUUUGAACUGAUUCCUCAGGAUCUCAUUAAAAUUUUUGAUGAGAAUGAAUUGGAGCUCCUCAUGUGUGGACUGGGAGAUGUGGAUGUCAACAAUUGGAGAGAAAAUACAAAGUAUAAGAAUAGUUACUCUGCUGGACAUCAAGUUAUACAGUGGUUUUGGAAGGCAGUGCUAAUGAUGGAUGCUGAGAAGAGAAUUCGAUUGCUUCAGUUUGUCACUGGUACCUCCAGGGUACCUAUGAAUGGAUUUGCUGAGCUUUAUGGCUCAAAUGGACCACAGUUGUUUACAGUUGAAAAAUGGGGCACCCCAGAAAAGCUUCCCAGAGCACACACAUGCUUUAACCGAUUGGAUUUACCUCCUUAUGAGACUUUUGAGGACUUGUGGGAUAAGUUACACAUAGCAAUUGAAAAUACUCAAGGUUUCGAUGGGGUGGAUUGAGGAUGACUGCGCCUGCAAGGAGAAGUGUUAAAAAUUUCUAUGUUUACAGCUGAGAAUAUUGUUUUUUUUCCUGGGGAACCUCUGUAGAGUUAUUUUGCAAUUCUGUUUGGAAAUUCAGUUUAUUGAAGAAUACAACCAGAAAAAUGUACUGCUGUAAUUUAACACAGCAAGAUCCACACUGAACCCCUCCUGUGUUUCACCUUAUAGUGACAUUGGUUUAAUUUAACUGUUACCUCUUAGGGUAGACAACUUACACCAUCACAAAACUACUGAAGUAAAAAGCUGUGAAAAGUGUUUAAAACAUGUGAUUGGUUAAUGAAUUUGUGUCUGUCCCCUUCUGCAUGAGAUCCAGCCAUAGAGAGAACCUUUUUAUCCAUUCUAUUUGACCAGAGAUAUUUUAGCCACUUGAGGACCACAUUGGUAUAUGCAAUUGCUGCAAUCGUUUGGCCAACUUUUUUCAUUUUUGCCGGAUAUCAUUUGAAUUUGAGUUUUUUGUAUACAUAUGGCUUGUGAUCGUUAGAAAUAAUAUGUAAACAUCUCUUAGCUAUCAUGUUUAUUUAACACAACGUAAAGUUUAAAAUUUUGCAGAUUACCUCACAACUAAUGUAAAAGGUAUGUACCCCAAACAAACCUGCCAAAUAUUCAUUUCGAAAAUUAUUUUUCUGAUCAACAAAACCAAAAACAUUUUUAGCACUUAAAAUGUUAUAACUGCCCAAAAUUCACAUUCAAUUGAAAUAUGUACAUUAUUUAAACAGCUAUUGUAAUAUUGAAUGCAUAAGAGAAAAAAUAAAUACACUUACUACAGUAGAUGUACUAAUAUAACAGUUAAAGAACUGUCUACUAGUAACAAAUCCCAUUGUAUUUUCUUCAUAAUAAUCUUCUUUUUUCAUUCAUUUUAAUUAUAUUUCAAUAGUAGUCCCAACCGGGUGUCUGUCUGGCAUGGUGUGAAUGCAUAGUCACAAUUGUGAGACAUUUGUCUCCCAAUCUGACAUAAAAUGGUGGCCUUAAUCAUUAGCGUGGAGAUGGGAUUACAAUUUCUCCAAUCUAACCUUGCGGGAAAAAAUCCAGUUACUUUCAGUGAACUGUUGUUGAAACAGUUGACUGGUAUCUGGUGAUCGCCCAAACUUGGGAGUGCGAGAUUACUUAUCCUUUUAGCGAUUACUUGCAAUCAUAUGUGCAAUUCUCAGUAGACGAAAAGUGUUUAAAAUUGUCUGAAAAGGGUAUGGCGUGCUUAUGGGAUGUUGUCAAAAUGACACACAUCCUUUUCUUCUGAAUUUCACACUUGUAAAAAGGGUUGAUAGUGAUCACUGUGGCUGCAAAAGUAGCCCAAACCUGAUUAGUUGUGGGAGUCAGAUCUCCAUUUAGGCUAACAAAUCAAAAGAUAUGCACACGUCCAGAGGUCCUGAAGUUAAUAAAAAAGUUAACACUUUUAAAAAAGCCUUUCACAUGUAAGAAUGCACAAGCUCAUCUGACCAGUCCAUGAUUUGGUACCUAUUUUGGUGUCAAAUUUGUGAAUAUGGUUUAGGAGAGGUCCUGUAUUUGCACGUAGCCAUGAAAUACAAUGAAUGUGCUUUAUUAUUUUUUUUACCAAAUUACUGCAUUAAUGUCUGAAGUCUGUUUUCCAACUGAUUGCCAGUUUACAUUUAACCCCAAGAGUGUGUACAUUCAUGCUGUCUUUGCAGCAAGGAGCACUACCUUGCAUUGACAAACUAAAAAAGUCUAGAGUUGGGAUCUCCCUCCUUAACACAUAACUACAUCAUUCUUUUGAACCACAGGGGGGUAAAACAUCCAUGUAAACAGCAGAUGCUGUGCAAAACUGGUACCCCAAAAACUCCAUUGAUUGUGUUUAAAGAAAAAAAAAAGAAACGAAAUAUAUAUAUUUUUAGGAUAUUUUUAUAUUACUCUAAAUGCAGUUCUCUAACAUUCUUGUGUAUAAUUUGUCAUUUUUUUUCCAUUUAUUACAAACAUCCCAUAUAUAUUCCUUUUAAUUUUAGUCUCCCUCCCCAAGUAUUACUAUUGUCACAUUUCUUUUAUUUCAUAAGCAGUGCUGCCCCACAACACAUUAUUCCUAUUUUCUUCUCUAUUUCUGUUUUUGUUAGAAUUGUGUCCUGUGUUUGUUGGAACCUAGAAUGAAAUUUUCUCAGGCUAGAAAGCUGUUAUAUUUUUUCCUAUGUUGUAUAAAAUAUGUUCACACAAAUGUAAAUUAAAUCUGUGUUCUAGGUAACGAGGAGCAAGAUGUGUUAGUAUGUAGACCGCUUACUUAGCGUGUACAUGAAAUCUUGCAACCUUGCACAGUUUUACGGUAUAGAUUUGUUUACAGACUUUUUAUAAGUUUACAGUUAAUCUAGUUCGCGUAUGUAUAUGUGUAUAUAUAUUUAUAUAUACAUGUACAUACUCAGUCUUUAGCCUAGUUACCAAAUAAUGUGUUAUAAUACCAAGUAACCAAAGUAAUUUUGUAAUGUGAGUAGUCUAUGUUCACUUUGUCGCUCGGUGUGUUGGUGUUCUUUUUCUACACUUAAGUUAUUUUACUUUGUGGAACCUUACAAUUUGUUUUUCCUUUGUUAACCUCAAUACAAUUUCCAUUUUUUUUUUGUUAAACUUUAAAUCUUCACUGAUUUUAUUUUUUUUGGACUGUGCCUAUACUAUAGAGAAAGCCAUUUUGUCAGUUCAACAAGUACUUUCGAGAAAGAUGACAGUAGCUUCGUGUGUGAUCAUACUUACUACUGUAAUUAAAUCUGGCCGUACAGAUAGAGAGCUUUGU